UAGGCAGGUAUGCGAGAAGAACGGGAAACAUUUUAGGAGUCCGUCACAACAUUUUGUUCCUUAGUCGGUUCCCCGUGAAAAACACGAAACAGCUCGACUCGGUCAAAGGUUCUCGCGUAAACGAAACAGACAGCCGUCGUAAAAGUCGCGGUUUUUGAUCCAACGGAGAGAUAUUCGCGUUUAAAUCGGGAAUCGAGAGCGAGGUUUGGGCGUGUUUGAAGAGCUGGAGAGAGACAGACUGCCUCCUCCUCACCCUCACUGGAUGCUAGCGCCGUAGCCCCUUGCAUGUCGUUGCAGUCUUAGUUUUCAAGUUCUGUCACUGUCCGCGGUUAUUUGUAUUUAUUCGGAGAUCAAGAAGAUGGGAUGUACUCUGAGCACGGACGACAAGGCGGCGCAGGAGCGGAGCAAGAUGAUCGACAGAAACCUGCGGGACGACGGAGAAAAGGCUGCUCGGGAGGUCAAGCUGCUCCUGCUGGGCGCUGGGGAAUCUGGGAAAAGCACAAUUGUUAAACAAAUGAAGAUCAUCCAUGAAGCAGGUUACUCAGAGGAGGAGUGUAAGCAGUACAAGGCCGUGGUGUUCAGCAACACUAUCCAGUCCAUCGUCGCCAUCAUCAGAGCCAUGGGACGCCUCAAGGUCGACUUUGCUGAUCAAGGCCGAGUGGACGACGCUCGGCAGCUGUUCACUCUGGCGGGUUCAGCAGAAGAGGGCUUCAUGACCGCUGAACUGGCCGGAGCGAUUCAGCGGCUGUGGAAAGACGGAGGUGUUCAGGCCUGCUUCAGCCGCUCGCGGGAGUACCAGCUCAACGACUCAGCAUCCUAUUACCUAAAUGAUUUGGACAGGAUAUCCAACCCUGCUUACGUCCCCACCCAGCAGGACGUGUUGAGGACCAGGGUUAAAACUACUGGUAUUGUGGAGACACACUUUACCUUUAAGGACCUGCACUUCAAAAUGUUUGACGUAGGUGGACAAAGGUCGGAGAGGAAGAAGUGGAUCCAUUGUUUUGAAGGAGUCACUGCCAUCAUCUUCUGUGUGGCUCUGAGCGACUAUGACCUGAUGCUGGCUGAAGACGAAGAAAUGAACCGAAUGCACGAGAGCAUGAAGCUGUUCGACUCCAUCUGCAACAACAAGUGGUUUACAGACACCUCCAUCAUCCUCUUCCUCAACAAGAAAGAUCUGUUCGAGGAGAAGAUCAAAAAGAGCCCACUCACAAUCUGCUACCCAGAAUAUGCAGGCUCCAACACCUAUGAAGAGGCUGCAGCUUAUGUACAGUGCCAGUUUGAGGACCUGAACAAAAGAAAGGACACCAAGGAGAUCUACACCCAUUUCACAUGUGCCACCGACACCAAGAACGUGCAGUUUGUGUUCGAUGCCGUCACCGACGUCAUCAUCAAGAACAACCUGAAGGACUGUGGCCUUUUCUGAAGGCAGAAGUGACUUUAUUGAAGUGGAGUCUGAGUGGAGGAACCCUUGUGGACCCUGCUGAGAAUGUCACCUUUAACCUCUUAUUAACUUACAGUCAUCUCUGAAGUGUGUAGGGAAAACAUUUUGUGUAAAAUAUUUGUACAACAGUCUAUGGCCAGGAAUUUUUAGGAGUUUUUAAAAUGUGUUUUAUCAUAAUUUAAUUUUUUUUUUUUAAUAAAUAUACAUGAAGGGGAUUUUCUUUGUCCAUAAAUGAACACUUUUUUUUGUUUGUAGCUGUUCUUGCCUUGCAUGCCUUAGUUACGUUUUUUUUUUUGUUGUUGUUUGUCAAAUUAGGUUACAUGUAGUUGCCACCAUCCAACUUUCCAACAAGUCCCCUGAUUUCACAUUAUCUGUUUCUUUCCCAAAACUCAAUUUUUGCUUAAUUUUUGUCUUCUCCAACUACAAAACAAGCAAGACCAAGUCACUCUGCAGACCAGUUCACUCUGACGCUGACAAACUGUGAGAGCUGUGUGGAAACGUGUGUGUGUGUGUGUGUGUGUGUGUGUGUGUGCGCGCGCGCGAGAGAGAGUUUUGUUUUGACUGAAGCCAAACGCCUGUUGGAGUGACUGCGUGAGCGAGUGUGAGCACAAUAUAAACAAAAAGGGACUUUUAUUCCUCUACUUGUCAUCCUCUUUCAAAGUUUUAUUUUUCUAAGAAACCAAAAAAGAAGCUAAUUGCGACAUUGAAGAGUGCACAAACAAACAUUCCUGGGUAGAAAAUGAAGGCAGGAGGCUUUGAAACGAGGAUGGCAGCGGUGGCCUUGUAGCAGAUUGUAGAUCUGUGUGUAGGUCUGUGUUCAGUGUGUAGACGGGCAUCUGGCUGGGUACAAGUGCACUGGUAUCAAUUAGAACCUGUGAUGGUUUCAAGUUGCAUAUCUCCCCCAUUAAACUCCCCCAUCCCUUUGUUUCCAGUGGAUGGGGACAUUAGUGAACUAAUCUUCAUGAUUUUGCUAAUAAAAGAGUUGUGGUCAAACCAUGGCAACUUGCACAACAAA
This is a messenger RNA of Nematolebias whitei (Rio pearlfish), 2456 nucleotides long. Its product is annotated as guanine nucleotide-binding protein G(i) subunit alpha-1. The coding region runs from base 359 to 1423 and encodes 354 amino acids. NCBI's taxonomy places the organism in Eukaryota, Metazoa, Chordata, Actinopteri, Cyprinodontiformes, Rivulidae. Gene Ontology annotation, biological process: adenylate cyclase-modulating G protein-coupled receptor signaling pathway. The record is from RefSeq and is a predicted model, not a curated record. The transcript has 9 exons. Gene Ontology annotation, cellular component: heterotrimeric G-protein complex. Gene Ontology annotation, molecular function: G-protein beta/gamma-subunit complex binding; G protein-coupled serotonin receptor binding; GTP binding.